This is a messenger RNA of Dermatophagoides farinae (American house dust mite), 6577 nucleotides long. RefSeq lists its product as uncharacterized. The record is from RefSeq and is a predicted model, not a curated record. Lineage: Eukaryota; Metazoa; Arthropoda; Arachnida; Sarcoptiformes; Pyroglyphidae.
AGAUGAAUAUUCUUCCUAGUUCAUUAUCAUCGACAUCAUCAUCAGCUGCUACGGCAUUCAUUACAACCAUUGCAACAAAUAAUAAUGACACAUGCACAUCAUCUAUCGAUAAUCGAUCAUCAAUAAUGAUUAAUAGUAAAUGUUCUGUUUGUGAUGAACAAUUACAAUUAUCUCAACAACAGAAUCAUGAACAACAACAACAACAACAGGAAUUAUCAUCGAUUCCAUAUCGAAUGUUAGCUGUUCGUCCUUCGAUUGGUUCGAAAGAUCCAUUUUUUCCAAUAUUAGAAACAUUAACACAAACAUCCGCUAUAACGGUACCUUGUUGUUUACGUUGUUCAGAUUUAUUAUUAGAACAAUGGAACGAAUUUGAAUUGAAAAAUAUCCCAAUCAAAAAUCGUUUAUAUAAUGUACCAAAGAUGAAAAUUAUUAAAUCAAACUUGAUGAUUAUGGCUGAUAAUAAUAAUCAUCACCAACAACAACAACAACAAAACAUUCGAAUAAAUCAUCGAUUGUAUCGAUCGCAGGUGUAACAACACCAACUGCAACAAGGAUAUUAGCUCAUCAAAUUAGUCUUUCGACAAACGAUAAUAAUAAUAAUGGUAAUUUAAUCAAUGUACAACAACAAAAAUCAGCUGCAAAAGAUACUUCAACAAGAACACCGUGUUUACAGGAUGAAGUACUUGAUCUUAGUAUGACCGGUGUGAAUUCAAAUUCAUCAUCAUCGACAACAAUGAAAAUUGAUUCGAAUAACAUCAAUCCAUCAAUGUUGACAAUGGCUGUUGAUACAACAACAAUGUCUGGAACAUUGAAUAAAUCGACAGUAUUGACUGGCCAUCGACCACGUACAAGUUCAUCAUCAAGCAGUGGUGGCGGUAUAGGUGAUAACAUCAUUGCAAUUAGUCCAUAUUCAUUAAAUUCAUCAAUGACUAAUCUGAUUAAAGUAUCUGCCAAUCCUGUUGUUUCAACAUUAAAUUUAUCAUCGAAUAAUAAUCAUUCAUCAACGUUAAUGAUGGCCAAAAAACCUUUAUAUAGCUGUACACUUUGUCAUGAACAAUGUACUGAAUUAUAUUCAAUUCUAUUACGUCCAAUGGGUAAUUGUCCAUAUUUUCCAUCAUUGACUCAAGAUAUUAAAAUACCUACUAUAAUUGAUUCAAAUGGAAAAAUUGGUGUUUGUGAAUCUUGUCAUCACCAAUUAAUAGUACAAUGGGAUUCUUAUCAAAAAUCCAACAAACCAAUAUUGGAACGAAAAUAUCAAUUAAUUCGUAAUAAACAGCACAAUCUAUCAGAAGUUGUUUUAAGUACCAGAAAUUCAACAAAUAUUAAUCAUCAUCCUCAUAAUCAACAACAUAAUCAUUUGAUUACAACAUCAACACCAACACCACCGAUAUCUCAGUCAUUUGUUUCAUUAGUUGCUGCCAAUAAAACAUUUUUUUGUGUUAUGUGCGGUAAAGAUCUAAUUGCAUCGAACAAUCCACCUACUUCCCAAUCAUCAUCAUUAUCAUCAGGUUCUUCCAUCAACAAUAAUAACACCAUUUCAUCAUCAUCACAAGCACAUAUAGCCUUUUCAAUUUUAACCGAAAACGAUACCUCUGGCAAUGUGAUCCAAAAGAAAUUGAUUGUCCAAAGUGCUCAAGAAAUCAAUCUCUUGCCUUUUAUACCAUCAUCAUCAUCAUCAUCAUCUUCACCAUUACAUUCAACGAAUACAACAACGUCUUCGUCGGCAAAUUCUUUAAAACAAUUGCAAUUGUUGCAUGAUAAUGGUCGUGUAUUGCUCUGUCAUUCUUGUUUUUCAUCGAUCAAUUCUUCAACGCCGUCAUUAUUGAAUCUUAAUAACUGUAGCAGCAGUAGUAGUAGUGGUAUUCAUUCUUCUUUGGAACAGCCGCAACAACAACAUACGAGCAAAGCAACGACGAAUCGAUCAUCAUCAUCUAUGCAUCAUUCAUCGAAUGAUUCAUUGAAUGCAAUGACAAAAACGAUUCUGAUACAGCCAACAUCCACGACAUCAACAACAACAACAUCGAUGGCGACUGCAACUACGACAACAACAACAACAACGAUGAUGAAGGUUCCAGAUGGAAAUGAACUAGGCAAUCAAAUAUGUGUUGCUUGUAAACAACAUAAAUCUGAAUAUUGGGUUGAAACGAAAGAAAAUUCUGAAAAGAAACCAUUCUAUCCAUUUUUACAACAUGAUGCAAAUGAAUUGGUCAAUAGUCGUGUUCGUGUUUGUGCGCAAUGUCAUUUAAUUCUGGAAAUUCAAUGGGACGGCUUUGAGAAUGGUUAUGUGCCGUAUAAUCAACGUGUAUAUCAAUUGUCUUCAUCGGCAAAACGUCCACCAUCAUCAUCGACUCAGUUUUCGUCAGUUGUUGCAGCCGUAACAACAACAACAACAGCAGCAGCAGUAGCAACAAGCUCAUCUUCAUCACCGGCCAUAAUUACACAGGUAGUUAAUGGGCAACCGGCUUGUCCAUUAAAGAUUCAGAUUGCUGUAUCAAAUUCGUCAUCAUCAUCAUCAUCAUCUCAACCAUCGACACUAGUCCUUGGUUCUGUUAAUCAUAUUCAGAAUAAUAAUCCUUCCGAACAUCUUUUGUUGACCACCGUGAGUACAACACCAAAUCAUUCAAUCAUCUCAACGAUAAAUAGCCAAGAUCAGCGUUACAAUAAACUAUUGAAUGAAUUAUUGGCCAGUAUUGGUGGUCCACACCUACAUCUAUCAGGCACUUGUUUGAUUUGUUCACAACAUAGUGCUACAGGUCAAACAUAUCAGAUAUUCUCAACUUCACGUAACGUAAUCCUAUCGGCCGAAUUAGGAAUCUAUCCAUAUUUUCCAAUGUUGAAAAGUUUAAUACAUACCACCAGCAAAAAAUCAUUAUCGUCUAAAAAUCAUAAUAUUGAUAAUAAUAAUAAUAAUUCACAUUUAGCUUGCACUUAUUGCUAUCAUUCAUUAAUGGCUCAAUGGAUUGCAUAUCAUUUGUAUAGUAAACCAGAAGAUCGUGAUCUUUCUGCUAGACAUUAUGAUUGUCGAAAUUUUGUCUGCUAUGUUUGCGGUGUUACCACCUAUCGACAAUUUGUGCGAUCAAUUACAGUGAAAGAUUUUCCUUUCUUACGCGAUCAUAAACGUCCUCCUGGUUCAUUGAAAUUAAAUAAAGGUGAAAGUGUAGUCACUUGUUUAACCUGCUAUCAAACAUUAACACAUCAAUGGAUCGAAAAUGAACGUAUGAAAGUACCGUUAGAGAUGCGAAAAUAUAAUUGGAUGGCUGUACCACCACCACCACCACCACCGCCGAUAACGACAGCUAUUAAAAAUGAGUCAAUUAAUGAGCCAAAUAGCAAGAGACCAACACAUUCCGAUCGAACGAUUAUUCCGAUUCUAGCGCAAACCACUUCACUUUCAUAUCAAAUUAACAAUGCCAAUCCACUUAAUCACAAUGGAAUUAUUUCGGUUCCUGUUUCAAAUGAAAUGAUACCUAAAGCAGCAAUAAUUGUCAAUGCCGGUAAUUUCGGUAACAACAAUAUCGUUAGCCAACAACAACAACAAUCGAACAACAACAAUUUGAAUGUAACGGCACCGACAUCAUUUAAUCCAUCACAUACAUUGGCACCAUUAGUAGCGGCUGCAAUGGCCGCUACACCUGUUACAAUCAAACAAGAAAUGAUAAAUGAAACAUCUACAAGUGAACCAAUUACAACAACCAAUAAUAAUGGCAGUAGUAGUUCACAAUCAUCACAAAUGAAUGUUACAACAACAACCGCAACGACAGUAUUGAGACAUCUGGCACGUCAACAAUAUGUCCAAAUUCAAUAUCCACAGCAAUUACUUCAGCAGCAACCACCUGAUUCUAGAUCGAAUCCAUCUAAUUCAAUAAAUUUGACAACAUUAGCUUCUGUUGCUGCAUUGGCUGGUAAUAAUCGUAAUUCAACGCCGGCUAUUAGCAACAAUAAUAAUAGUAUGGCAUCUCAUCAUCAUUCCAAUCAUCAUCAUCAUCACCAACAACAAUCAUCAAUCGAUAGUCAACAUUCAAUUCAUUCACAUUCAAAUCAUCAUCAUCAUCAUCAGGCUUAUGAGCUUCCAAAAGCUGUAAUAAAUUCAAACAGUUUUGCAUUACAUUUCAAUGCAUUAAACAAUAAUAAUAGUAAUAAUAAUGAUAGCAAUAAUAAUCAACAAAAACAUCAGCAAGCAAAAGCAUUGAAACCAAAAAUUGAACCGAAUGAAACAGAAGAUAUUCAACAACAGGCGAUGGCAAAUUGUUUGGCUAUGAAAAAGAAUCACUUGAAUGAUAAUAAUAUUCAACAUCAAUUACAUUGUCAACGACGUAUUGAUCGAACACAAGCACAGAUAAAAGAAUUGGAAGAAUCAAUUCAACAAGAAGAUUCAAAUGUGCAAGAUUUUGAUCAUAAUAAUUUAUCAAAAGUUAACUUAGAAGUGAUACAAUUGCGUAAAAAACGUUUAGCACAACUAAAUCGAUUGAAAGAAAAAAUUCAACAACUUGAACAACAAAUCAAUCAGCAACAGCAAUCACCAGAGAAUAUGAUGAUGGAGACAGAUGAAAAUUCUCUAUCCGAUGCUGAAUUGACUGAAAUUGAUGAAAAUCGUUCGCUAGACAGUGAUUUAAUUGACGUUUUCGAUGAAGAUCAUGAAUCAAUAGUUGAAUUUAUGGAUCAAGUUUUGCCACCAUUACCUUUGAAAGAAAAUGAUGACGAAGAUUUGGGCAAAAUGGAGUUUCUCUCAUUGCUCGGUUUGACCACUCAUCGUAUGAAACGUGAAGAUGAUCUCGAUAAUUAUAUUCAAACAAAAAUGAAUAGACGUUUAACCCAUGCUUCAUUCAAAGUUGAUUGGCUUUAUGAACAAGAAAAUGAUAUAUUGGAAGUUGAUCCAAAAUAUGAAACAUUUAAACGUUGGCCAUAUUUUCGUGAAAGUAGAAUAAAUCCUAAUUCGGAUCGAUUGCAUACAAAAGGUGUUCGAAAAAGUAAUAGAAAUAAAAUGCAAUUUUUCGAAACACUUGGGUUGAAGCCACCAACCAUGGAAAAUAGAUUAAAAACUGAAAUUAAUUGGCUAGCCGUUAUUCGUAAUCGUCAGAUGCGAAGAAAACGUCGACUUAUUUGUGUGGGUAAACAAUAUCAAAAUCUUGAUGAAAAGAUUCUUCAGACUUGGAUCCCAUCUUUGAUAUCAUCGUCCAUAUCAAAUGACAAUAAUUCGAAGCUUAUUGAACGAAUCAAUACAAAAGUCAUUCCAAAUCUUGAUGAUUAUAUCAAUUAUAAAGAAGAAUCUACGACCGAAUCUAAUGAUAAUCUAGAUCAACAACAACAUGAUGAGACUCAAAUUAUGACAUUUGAUUGUAAUCCCGCCGAAGUAAUAAGGCCGCCAUCUUCGUCUUCAUCAUCAAUGCAAAGGACAAUCAUAACACAACAACAACAACAACAACAAUCUAGCUCAACAUUUCAACAAUCGAAAAUGUUAUCAACCAAAAAUGAUCAAAAUACAAUUGUUGUGAUCAAUGACAAUCAUCAUCAACAACAACAACCAUCAGCUCAAACAACAACUAUAAUACCAGCGGCAACAAAUAAAAUGUUGGAUCCCAAACAAUUUGCACAAAAAUUUCAUGAAUCAGUAUUGUUAGAAACACAAAAACAAAUGAAUGGCAAACAACAACAACAGCUUCAAACUAAUGGAUCAAUUGUAAAUAUUAUCAAUUCUGAUUCCAUGCAUCACUAUCCAUUAAUGUUGACAACAACAACAGCAGCAACAACAUCGAACGCACAACAUGCCGCCAUUAUCUAUAGUGAUCAACAUCAUUUAAGGCCUGUCAUGAACAACAGUACAUCCAAUCCACAACAACAACCACAAUUAUUGAUUGAUCGUAAUGGAUUAAUAUCGACUAUCACGGCAACGCCUGCAACUGUCAUCACUUCGAUCAAAGUUCCUGCAACAUCUGCAGCAACGACAACAAUAACGCCUCCAGAUAAGCUAAAUAUUCGUGAUCAAAUUCUGAACUUACAACAUCGCAUUGAUGAUAUUAAUCGAGAAUAUUCAGGUUUAAAUGAAAAACGAAAUGAAAUCGUGAUGACAAUGCAAAAAUUAGAAAGAGAAAAAACAUUAUUUCAAUUGGAAAUUGAUCGCCUAUCUAAAUGUUUGGAUUGAAAAAAAAUUGGAAACAUUUGAUACAUUUUCUUCAUUGCCGCCAUCUAUGCUUGUCGUUUCUGUAAUAAUUUUUUUUAGAUUUUUCCUAUUUACACAGCUGAUAGCUUUUUGAUAUAUUUAGAAUUGAAUGAGUAAUACUCAGUAAUCUAAUCUCUCUAUCAUCAUCAUCGAUACAAUCAUCAUCAUUUUCAUUAAUCAUGAUCAUCGAUCGCUUCCACGUUAUAUACUCACCACACACACAUACACCCACCGAUCUAUUGGUGGACAAAUGAUAAUGUUACAGAAUAAGUUUUUUUUUGUUUGCAACCUUCUCCUCUUCAUUUUUGAAGUUAUUUGGAUCAGAUGAAGAUGGAUGAGAUGAGUUGGAGAUGAAUCAAAUUUUUUUUCUGUCUAAAUGUAAAUAUUUUUUUUGUAAUGAAUGGUGGCCAGACAGCGAAU